AUGUCGGAGAACACCCCACUCGACCAGUUAGCGGACGCUGCAGAUCGUAUUUUCUCCCAACUGGAUCACCAAACGACACCAGUACUCAGUGCUGAAACAUCCAGUGACCACAGGUCCUUGGAAAAAGCUGUGGAAGAACUACAGCGGCAAGUCAGAGACCUGACAUUUUCUCUAAAAAACCGUGGUCGAAACCGGUUUCCUCCCCGCCGUCGUUUGAGGAGUCGACGAGUGAGAGCGACUAAUCUUGCUGAUCUAUCUAUCUAUAUAUCUGAAUCUGUUCGUAUCUAUCUAUCUAUCUAUGGCUUUCAAUAUCUAUUCAUAUCUAUCUAUCUAUCUAUCUAUCUAUCUAUCUAUCUGAAUCUGUUCAUAUCUAUCUAUCUAUCUAUCUAUCUGAAUCUGUUCAUAUCUGAAUCUGUUCAUAUCUAUCUAUCUAUCUAUCUAUCUAUCUAUCUAUCUAAAGGGUUUGUUCAUAUCUAUCUAUCUAUCUAUCUAUCUAUCUAUCUAUCUAUCUAUCUAUCUCUAUUUAUCUCUCUAUAG
Messenger RNA from Acanthosepion pharaonis, 537 nucleotides. Lineage: Eukaryota; Metazoa; Mollusca; Cephalopoda; Sepiida; Sepiidae. The record is from the annotation of a GenBank genome assembly.